This is a messenger RNA of Prunus armeniaca (apricot), 369 nucleotides long. NCBI's taxonomy places the organism in Eukaryota, Viridiplantae, Streptophyta, Magnoliopsida, Rosales, Rosaceae. The record is from the annotation of a GenBank genome assembly.
AUGUCAAUUUUUAUGGCGAAAAUUCUAAAUUUGCAGGUCCCAAUUUAUGCCAGAGCUCUGGAUCUCAAGCACCUUUUAGAUCUGAAGAAAGCAGGUGCAACAGAUGCUAUUCUGGAAAGUGCAGAGACAAGUUUGCAGCUGGGCUCUAAGCUUUUGAAAGGGCUUGGAGUUAUGUCUGAUGAUGUGAACUUUCUCCGUCAGCUCUUUCGUGAUUCCAUGGAGCUGCAAGCUCAAGAAGGAGUGAGCAAAACUGAUGAUAGAGAAUUUAAUAGUCUGAAGCCUAUGCAGGUACUUGCAAGGAAGUUUGAAGACGUAAACUUCUUGCAACUUCAACUUGAAUUACUAUGUGAGAGUUGCCGACUUGAUUGA